AUGGCCGACCUCUAUCCACAGACGUACUCCAACCGCCAGCCCUAUCACCGCCAGGACCCCCCGCCCCAGCAGUCCUACUCCCUCUCCAACACCGCCUCCCUCGUAUACCCGCCUCCCCUCCUCUCCUCCGUCCCCCAGCCUCUCCACGACGACGACCCGCCCUCGCCCCGCGAUGCACAUUCCCAGUCUCCAUCCCGCGACUCCCAGUCCCCCAAGCGCGACACUCCCCCCGCCCAAAAGUCUGACCCCGCCGGCCCCCAGACCGCAAAGCCCCAGGCGACCUUCUUGACAAAGCUCUACGCCCUCCUCGAACGCCCAGAAAAUCACCACAUGAUCCGCUGGGAUCCCGCCGGCGAGCAUAUCAUUGUCGAGCGCCCUGAGCAGCUCGCCCUUCAUGUUCUCCCCAGCGUCUACCGCCAGUCCCGCUUUGCCAGCUUCUCUCGCCAACUGAACAUCUAUGGCUUCAUGCGCAAGGUCAAUCUUCGAAACGUCGACCCGGCCAUCGACGAUCCCGAUGCUAGCACUUGGUCUCAUCCCACCCUCAACCGUCACUCGCCCGCCGAGAUCGUCGCAAACUUCAAGCGGCGCGUGCCGCCCCGCCUCCCAAAACCUCGCAAGCGCGACGACACAAGCGUCCUGCCGCCUCCCCGCUCUGCAGUAGGCGUCAGCCCUCUUCCGCUGUCUAGUCCAGACCCUCUGGGCCAAAACAAGGGUGCUCGUGCGCGCGGUUUCUCUGCUCCUGGCUCGUUCACUCCGCUUAACCAGCCUGGUGCAGCUGGUUGGAACACAAGCUAUCCCCGCAGUACCCUCCCUCCCCUCACCGUCCCGUCCGACCCCGUCUCUUCCCAUGGCACAAUGUACUCGCACUCGGCCCAUCCCCUCAACCCCAUCACCCCAACCGAGGAAACGCCGUCUUCUGCCUCUUUCAGCCCCCUCACCUACACCAACCCUGCACGCGACACCAUGAUGCUGCCGUCCCCCUCAUCCCAGUAUCCGUACGCCGAGCAGACCAGCAGCUGGCAAUUCUCCCCGACCAGCACCGCCUCGUCCCACUCGUCCGGAAGCCUCUCUAGCUUGCUGAACCCCAGCAGCAGCGUCAAUGGAGGUUAUUCUAACGCCUCCCGUCCGACCCCUCCAACGAUCAACACGUACUCCUACUCUGGUGUCCCCAUGGCCAGGAGCCACCACAGCGCUGCACCUCUCUCGCCGGAAAGCCGCCCGACCUCGGGCUAUUCCGUGUCGUCGAUGGCAUCUCUGCCCCCCUACGAUGAUUCGCAGCAUUAUUCCCACCACGACUACUCGCGGCCCAACUCCAGCCACCAGUCUUCUGUAGUGCGUCCGCUGACACCGUCCUCGUCGCGCCCACCAUCUUCUAGGUCGUCCUACAACACGGGCUCUCUGAGCAUCCGACGGGCGCGCCGCCACAGCCAGGCGAUGCCAUACCCGUCUCCGUACGCGGAGCAUCCGCCCCAGUCGGCAGGCUCGGAGCGACCCUCGAGCUCCCCGCAUCCGUCGGACGAGCACAACGGAAUCCCCCGAGUGCGAAGCAUGAUGCAAUUGCCUUCGGUAGACGGGUAUGGCUUCAAUCCCGCUCAGGCGGACUUUGCGUACGCGGCGGUGGACGAAAGCCACGGUGCACAUGCCAUGUACGGUGCGAAUGGCAUCGCCGGGCGCAGCCUGCGGCCAUCGACGUCCGCGUCCUCUCUGUCGACGAGCAGCUCUGCGGCUAACACGCCUGGUGGGGAUGGGUACGGGGCGGGGGCGGGAGAGGCAGAUAUCAGCCGAUUCUCACCCGACUUCGGCUUCGUGCAGAUGAACGAACACCUCCCGCAAUACGCUAAGCCGGACCUCUAG
Molecule: messenger RNA, 1854 nt
Organism: Fibroporia radiculosa
Lineage: Eukaryota; Fungi; Basidiomycota; Agaricomycetes; Polyporales; Fibroporiaceae
Exons: 5
Coding region: 1-1854 (617 amino acids)
Biological process (GO): regulation of DNA-templated transcription
Molecular function (GO): DNA-binding transcription factor activity; sequence-specific DNA binding
Source: RefSeq, a predicted model, not a curated record